Messenger RNA from Pochonia chlamydosporia 170, 1206 nucleotides. RefSeq names its product beta-Ig-H3/Fasciclin. NCBI's taxonomy places the organism in Eukaryota, Fungi, Ascomycota, Sordariomycetes, Hypocreales, Clavicipitaceae. The record is from RefSeq and is a predicted model, not a curated record. The transcript has 3 exons. Bases 1 to 1206 code for a protein of 401 amino acids. Gene Ontology annotation, cellular component: fungal-type vacuole membrane. Gene Ontology annotation, biological process: macroautophagy.
AUGUUGCUCCACGCAGCGCUGGGCGUUGUCGCGUUUGUGGUGGCCGUCGUGGCGGAUGAUAAGAAGGACUUGGGGACUGUGCUUUCUGGGAAUAAGAAUCUGACCAAGUUUUAUGAGUUGAUCAAGAAAUAUCCCGAUGUCUUGUUGGAACUGCCGAGUGACAAUGGCGUGACGAUUGUCGCACCAUCAGACAAGGCCAUCGACAAAAUCCAAUACACAUCCCUCCAAUCCAGCUGGGAGCCAGACAACAAGGAGAAGACGAUGCCAUUCCUCCAAUACCACAUCCUCAACGGCGUCGUGUCCGCCGGCAUGCUCAAAGAAGGCCAAACAUACUACGAGACCACACGCCUCGUCAGCCCUACAUUCACAAACGUCACCACCGGCCAAGGCGUGCUCGUCAACAAGCAGCCCGGCUCCGUUACCUUCAUUAGCGGCCAGGGAACGCGGUCUACACUCGUCCAGGCCGACAUCCCCUUCACAGGCGGUCUCAUCCAAGUCGUGGACAACAUCCUCAUCCCGCCUACGCUCAUCUCCGACACCGCCAUCGCAUUCCAGGCGAAAUCCUUCCUGGGUUCCCUCUACGCCGCAAAGUUGAUGCCUGACGUCGCGUACCGCAAGAACAUUACCGUGUUUGCGCCAAAAGAUGAUGCGUAUAACCUCAUCGGCGGGGGUCUGCAGUCUCUCAACGCAAGCCAACUAGCGAGAAUAAUGAAAUACCACAUCAUACCGGACCAGGUCCUCUCGUCGAAUCUCCUCACCAAUGGCUCCAAACUGAAUACACUGGCGAACGACCCCGCUGGCAAGGCAGAGCAGGUUGUGGUUCGACAGGACGGAAAUAACAAGUAUAUUGAUACGGCGCAGCUUAUUCAGCCAGAUAUCCUGAUCGCCAAUGGCAUAAUGCACGUCGUUGCGAAUGUGUUGAAUCCCGACACGCAGAACGACGUGCCGAAUCCGGAUAUAGGGACACAGGCGCCUGUUUUUCCGGUGUCGACUGUCACGGGGGCGUUUACGAGUGAUUUGCCGUGCUCGACGAAUUGUCCUACUACGACGACUGGGGGUGCUUCGUCGACGGGGACGGGGAAGGGGACCGCUACGACGACGAGUUCGUUGUUUAGUAGUAGUUCGCGGGGAGGGGGGGCUAGGUGUACGGGUGUGGUUGGGGCGGUUGGGAUGCUUGGUCUGGGGGCGGGGAUGGCGUGGAUUUAG